This is a messenger RNA of Phymastichus coffea, 2063 nucleotides long. Its product is annotated as synaptic vesicle glycoprotein 2B-like. The record is from RefSeq and is a predicted model, not a curated record. Gene Ontology annotation, biological process: transmembrane transport. Lineage: Eukaryota; Metazoa; Arthropoda; Insecta; Hymenoptera; Eulophidae. The coding region runs from base 171 to 1772 and encodes 533 amino acids. Gene Ontology annotation, cellular component: membrane. Gene Ontology annotation, molecular function: transmembrane transporter activity. The transcript is spliced from 11 exons.
GCGAGCGAGUGCGCGCCAAAGAGAUCGGGAAGGGUAUAUGAAGAUUCUACGACGAGAAUAAUUGAUUUCGCCAGUUAAGCGACAGAUCUCGCGGAUCAUAUCUCUCGCUCAAAGAAACAUCGCGCGUUCCCGCGCUUCUCAGUUCAAUUAUAACGCGUUUGCUAGGGAAAAUGGAUCUUGAAAAAAAGCCUUCGAUACAAUUAGAAACCAUUGAGGUGAAAAAUAAAGAAGAAAAAGGAGCUGAUUUUGAAACAGCUAUUGCUACUUGCGGUUAUGGAAAAUUUCACUAUCUUCUGUUUCUUACGGCUGUCCCCGCGACAUGGGCAUCAAUUUUGGAUAGUUCUAAUAUGUCCAUGAUUUUGCCGUCAGCUGAAUGUGACUUGGAAUUGAGUUUAUUCCAUAAAGGCAUUCUCAAUGGAAUAACUUACGCAGGUAUGGUUAGUAGUGCUCUGCUGUGGGGCUUCGUUGCCGACGUAAUGGGAAGGCGACGAAUCCUUAUGUUCGGACUCCUUGCCGAUGGAAUUUGUAAUAUAUUAUGCGGUUUAUCCCAAAAUUUUGCCACCGUUGUAUUUUUCAAAUUCAUGAGUGGAUUUUUUAUAAGUGGCCCGUACGCUACAAUAAUGACAUACUGUGCGGAAUUUCAUUGUAUGCGGGCAAGACCUAGAGUUACGCUAGUUCUUGGCUUUACUUGCUUUGCAGGAUGCAUCAUAAACGCAGUUCUUGCUUGGGCAAUUAUACCUCAUAGUUGGAUUGUUGCAAUCGGUGGAAACACGUUCGUUUUCAAUUCAUGGAGAUUGUAUUUAUCGACGUGUGGUAUACCAAUUCUCAUUGGGGCACUCGGACUGAGCUUUUUUCCUGAAAGCCCCAAGUUUUUGAUGAGCCAGGGUCGUAAUGAUGAAGCUUUGGAGGUUCUUAAAAAAAUAUAUUCUAUGAAUAAUGGAGUACCACAAGAAGAAUAUCCGAUUAAAUCGUUGGAAAAUGAAUUGAGCUCUAGCCAAUAUGUGGAAAGAAAUUCAAAUUCAGAAAGUUUGAAAUCUGUUAUCCAAAAAGGGCUUUUACAAAUGAAACCUUUAUUUAUGGGAUCAUACUUGGUUAGGUUACUACUAAUAGUUUUGAUACAAGCAGGAGGAAUGCUUUCUGCAAACACCUUAAGAUUGUGGCAACCUCAAUUAUUUACCAUAUUGAAUAAUUUCUCAAAUGGUACUGAUGAUAACUUAAAUAAUACAUUCUGCAACAUUCUCGAUAAUUCAACGACUUAUCUGCCCAAACAAUAUAAUGGCUCAAAUGAUUUAAUAAAUUAUGAAGAGUGUGAAACGAAACCCGUUGAUGGUAGUGUUUACUUAUUUACAAUAUUUGUCUCCAUAAGUACAAACAUAUGUCUGUUUUUGGCAACUAUACUUGUCAAUCGCAUGGGAAAUAAAAAUCUAUUGUAUUCCUGUUUCUCUAUAUCAACAUGUGCAGUAUUGGUAUUACAUUGGGCGAGCUAUUAUACUUUUAUAAUAAGUUUGACUUGCCUUUUUGUUGGUUUGAUGUGUACCACGUGCACUCUAGUCAUUAGCAUGUGCGUUGACUUAUUUCCUACAUCACUCAGGACUAUGGCCGUAAGCUUGGCAAUGAUGGUAGGGCGCAUCGGAGCUCUUUUAGGCAAUGUCUUGUUUCCAGUAUUACUCGACUCAGGCUGUUUUACUGCGAUUCUGUCACUUGCUAUCAUUUUAAUAGUCUCAAUAAUUCUGAUAAUAUUCAUUCCGAAGAACAAGGAUAUUGUAAAAUAAAAGUGUAUCGCUUUGUUGGACAAGGAAGUGUGGUGCAGUGACAUUUAUACAAUGCAAGUGAAAUCCAACUUGUAAGUGAUUCAAGGAUAUGAGAAAGCACAUGCGAUAUGCCGUGUAUAUAUUAUAAUUUAAGAAAUAAGAGCAAUGCUACAUUUAUGUCACAAAAAAUAAUGCGCCAAUAUUUUUUAGUUCAUAUUCUGUUACAAAAAACUAACUAUUAAGAAAAGAUUUUUAUUACCUAAUAAGGAGUUCUUUAUUAAAAAUGAAAAUAUGCACGUUUGAGAAUUUGGU